GGCCUCAUCGACCUCUUCUGCUGUUAUCGGAGGCAUGUCGGCCUCUUCUGCUGCCCCAAAGGAAAGCUCGGCGAUGAUCUCAAGGGAGCAGCUUCUUCACCUAUUCUCUCGCUUCUCCUUCCUUGUCUCCCAACCCGAGGUCAAAAAGAGAAUUGUGGAUGCUGUUAGAGAUAAGCAGGAGGCGGUAGCUAUAACCACAACGAUCCAAGAGGAAGUCUUUUUGGAAAUGGGAAUUGAUCCUAGAUUUGGGGUUGCUUGCUUGGGAAAGGUCCAGGCAGUGUAUGAAAAUGAUAUGGACUUGAUGAUCCAAUUUUAUAGAUUUGUUGCAAACGAAACUGACAGGGAAGAGAUGGCCAUUGAUGAGGCUGAACUCAAGCCAGGUGAGUUUGUGGAUAAAAUGCACCAUCAACACAAGCUUCACGAGCAGCAAUUGGAAAUGCUUAAGAAUAUGCGCAGGUUUCAGCCAGACGUCCAAUCAGGAAUUCUAGAAAGGGUAAUUCUCUUUCUUUCUGUGCCAAGUUAUUACAUUAGUUGCAUGCAUAAAUCUUCAAACCCAUAUUUAGCAUUAGGGCUGUGAAUCCAACUGAAUGGCUAAGGAUCGCU
Phalaenopsis equestris is the source of this 603-nucleotide messenger RNA. RefSeq lists its product as uncharacterized. Bases 35 to 577 code for a protein of 180 amino acids. The transcript is spliced from 6 exons. Lineage: Eukaryota; Viridiplantae; Streptophyta; Magnoliopsida; Asparagales; Orchidaceae. The record is from RefSeq and is a predicted model, not a curated record.